AUGGGGAGACGGUGCGACGAGGAGAAAAUUGUCCUCUUUGCUGAUGGUGGUGGUGGUAGUGGUGGUGAUAAUACUUUCCAAAAUGCGGAACACCCACACCAAGGACAGCUUGUUGAUUGGGAUACACUGCAGAUUGUUGAGAGGCAAGAUGAAGAAGAGGGAAGGAUGGAACUCAUUGAUGAAGACCAGAUGUAUGUGCUUUUGGGUUUAAGGGAUGAGGAUGAUAAGGCCGAGCAGGCUGCUAAGGAGGCUGUCGCAGCAGCUAGUGCUGAUGGUGAUAAAGGAAAAGCUCCUGCUAUGGAAGAUACACAUGGUGCCGCCAUUCCUGUUGAUGAUGACAUACCAGGGGAGAGGAUGAUCUUAUAUGACCCAAACAAGCCUAGCAUGGAUCUGGGUACCGUUUACCCGUCCAUGGAGGAGUUUAGGUUGGCAGUAAGACAGUUUGCGAUAAAUGAGGAAUUUGAAUUAAAAAUUGUUAAAACAUGCCCCAAAAAUAUGUUGCUGACUGUAGAGUUGAAGGAUGCCCAUGGUGACAACUUUGAUUGCUGGACACAAUUGUACAUCCAGUGCAAGGAGGCGGACUACUACACCUACAAGUGCUUGGUUUGCAAGGGAAGACAAAUAGCUCUGAAAAAGUUAUAUGGCAGCUGGGAGGACAGCUUUCAGAUGUUGUUUAAUUGGAAGGCUGAGGUCAUGAAGAGGUCACCUGGUAGUGUCAUCGAGAUUGGCAUUCAACAGAUGCAUGCAAAGGCCUUGAAAAGGCAGUUAAGGAUGUGUUUCCUAAUGCUGAACAAAGAGAAUGCUUUAGACAUCUAA
Panicum virgatum (switchgrass) is the source of this 816-nucleotide messenger RNA. RefSeq lists its product as uncharacterized. Lineage: Eukaryota; Viridiplantae; Streptophyta; Magnoliopsida; Poales; Poaceae. The record is from RefSeq and is a predicted model, not a curated record. The transcript is spliced from 5 exons. Bases 1 to 816 code for a protein of 271 amino acids.